AUGCGUCAGCUCUUGAAGCGAGUCUCUCAGGAGAUGCGUCGAGUUACUUCUCGUCCUAUGCCUGUGCCCUCAACACCGGACUCGAACCAAGUUUCCUUAUCUUCACGACAGUUGUCAACUAAAGAUGAUCUUGACGAGCAGCCAUCUUGGCUUGUGGAACCGCCUCAGAUGGAAUUCAGUCUCACGGAGGAGCUGAUAAGCAGCCAAAAGGCCGAUAUUCUUCGACGUAUUCAAGACGUCGAGACGCAGGCACUGAUAUUCCUCACACUGCCUCCCACGAACGAAGGCGGAUGGGAGGAAUGGGAGAUUGCUGAUCGGAUCAAUGAAAUAUUUAAUCGUUACCUGGAGAAUGCUGAGCGGUGUCUUGAGGACGCUAAUGCCCUUGUUCGUGGGGAAACAAGACGCAAUGAAAAGUCGCCUGACAGGGCUAACCGGGUAUCGACGGUGGUUCUUCCUGAGGCCCUACAAAUUCCCGGCUUCUCCCAGCGUGACGCGGCUGCAAUCAACCGCAGCACAAGUGACUCCUUGUUCCACCUUUUCUCUAAUCCUGACCUGCGAUCAACCACGUCGUCAGUAAAGAUGGUUAUUGGGUCGGCUUGCAGUCAGGCAUGUCGGAUUAUCACAGGUACUGAUCCAGAUCACUGUCUCAACCGACUGAAGUACCUGCUCGCCUUUCUCGAGGGGUCCCCUGUGCGCUUGCCCGGGGGCAGCCAGACGGGCGCCAGCGUAUUCAGCCUGUCCCAUGAGGUGGGCGCAGACUUCGCCUGGAACUGCCUCCUCACGUCUGCUGUGGCCCAGGCCGAGCGCCAGUUUGCGUUCUCGCUGGACACCGCACUGCCGUUCGCUGCUGUUCUGGCCACUCUGCUGUCGCGGUUUCCCGAGCAGACGCCAAACUUCCUCGCCUGUGUAGCCUCGAAUUGUCCCCUUCUGACGGCCUACGUGGACGGCGUUGAGGACGUGGACGAAGGCGUUCUGCAGAAGUGGCGUGGCGUUUGCCGGCUGUUUGCGGCCGUUUUGCUGGCUCGCACGCCGCCCGGCUUCGCGAAGCGUCCUGCUCUCCUGAAUCCGCGUCUCCUGUGGAUCACCAUCGCCGGCAUCGUGAGGCAGCCCUUUGUAGCCCAGGCGACUGCCGAGGUUCUCCACGGUCUGAUUGAGAUGGGCGGUUAUGUGCUGCUGAAGCUCUACAAAAGACAGGCUCGUCGACUCUUCAAGCACAUCCUUGACACGCUGAAGGCCUCCAAGUCGACGUCGCAGUCGGUGCCUGAGUUGGCCCUCAUCACCUGCGUGGAACAGUACCUGGAGACAGAGACGGCCUUGGACGGUGGCUACGGUGUCCUCUUGGACAGCUUCUGGAAUUGA
Mesocestoides corti is the source of this 1359-nucleotide messenger RNA. The record is from the annotation of a GenBank genome assembly. NCBI's taxonomy places the organism in Eukaryota, Metazoa, Platyhelminthes, Cestoda, Cyclophyllidea, Mesocestoididae.